UUCAUUCAUUUUAUGUUUGUGUUCGUGUUGCAAUGAAAUUUAUUUUUUACACAGUACUAUUUUCUGAUUAACUAUUAUUUUGUGUAAAACAGAGAAAAAUAAACAGAACAAAAAUGGCACUAAGAACUUACGGCGAUAAGCCAAUUAGUUUUCAAAUAGAGGAGGGUGGAGAUUUCUACUGUGUUGGAUCAGAGGUUGGAAAUUACCUGCGCCUGUUCCGCGGGUCUCUCUACAAGAAGUAUCCUGGCAUGGCCAGAAGGACCCUCACCAAUGAGGAGAGGAAACGUCUUGUUGACAACGGUCUCGGACCCCAUGUUCUGUCCAGCUCAGUGUCAUUGCUGAAGGCUUCAGAAGUUGAGGACAUUAUUGAAGGGAAUGAUGAUAAAUACAAAGCAGUGUCGGUGAGUCAGGAACUGGCGACUCCUCGAGAGAGCAAGAGUAAGAAGCCACACAACCCAUCAUGGCUGCCGGUGAUGCCCAACUCAUCCCACUUGGAUGCUGUUCCCCAGGCUACACCUAUCAGUAGGACCAGGGUGCAUAAUAAAAAGGUCCGUACAUUCCCUCUAUGCUUCGAUGACACGGACAUGACAGCGAUGCUGGAGAACGCUUCUCAGAAGCAGGUGCUCGUGCCCAUCAGACUCGACAUGGAGAUUGAGGGACAGAAGCUAAGGGACACAUUCACUUGGAAUAAAAAUGAAUCGAUAAUAACACCAGAGCAGUUUGCUGAAGUAUUGUGUGAUGACUUGGAACUGAAUACAAGCACAUUCAUUCCGGCUAUAGCCACAUCUAUCAGGCAACAGAUUGAUGCUUUCCCGAGCGAACCGCCUGCCAUAUUGGACGAGCAGUCCGACCAGAGAGUUGUCAUCAAGUUGAACAUCCAUGUUGGGAACACUUCUUUGGUAGAUCAGGUGGAAUGGGACAUGUCCGAAAAAGAGAACAACCCCGAGCAAUUCGCGACGAAGCUCUGCGCCGAGUUGGGGCUCGGCGGGGAGUUCGUGACCGGCAUCGCGUACAGCGUGCGCGGCCAGCUGGGCUGGCACCAGCGGACGUACGCCUUCAGCGAGGCGCCGCUGCCCGUUGUCGAGACGCCGUACCGCCAGCCCUCGGAGGCCGAGCAAUGGGCACCACACUUGGAGACGCUCACCAACGCCGAAAUGGAGAAGAAGAUUCGCGACCAGGACCGGAACACGAGGCGCAUGCGACGUCUCGCCAACACCACACCCGAUGUAUCGCUGAGUCGCGCAGUCAACCGACUGAUACGGGCCGACGAAGCGAUGUUCCAAACGACCCCGGAAAAGAGAAGAAAAAAGAUUUAAUCACCCACUGAUGAGAUGCAGCACCUAGUUUAGUAUAGUCGGUUAAGGGCAGUUUACACUUUCGUAAUGUGUGUACAGUGUUUCGUGUCAUCGUGCACUGACCCUAAGGUACAGUUGCAUUUUUAGUUACUAGGUAAAUUUUUGAAUCCAAUUCCGUUAACUUGGUGCCCUUUUUCUGGUGUGAUUGGUGAGUGAAUGUAGG
Messenger RNA from Amyelois transitella, 1518 nucleotides. It is a transcript of the gene Snr1, whose product is annotated as SWI/SNF-related matrix-associated actin-dependent regulator of chromatin subfamily B member 1-A. The record is from RefSeq and is a predicted model, not a curated record. NCBI's taxonomy places the organism in Eukaryota, Metazoa, Arthropoda, Insecta, Lepidoptera, Pyralidae. Bases 114 to 1316 code for a protein of 400 amino acids. Gene Ontology annotation, molecular function: transcription coregulator activity. The transcript is spliced from 8 exons. Gene Ontology annotation, cellular component: nucleus; nuclear chromosome. Gene Ontology annotation, biological process: regulation of transcription by RNA polymerase II; chromatin remodeling.